Molecule: messenger RNA, 3918 nt
Organism: Rotaria socialis
Lineage: Eukaryota; Metazoa; Rotifera; Eurotatoria; Philodinida; Philodinidae
Source: the annotation of a GenBank genome assembly
AUGGAUGCAGAAGAUGAACAAAGUCUCGAAGAACGUCUUCGUGCGCAGAGUAGCAGCAGUAAUAACAACAACAACAAUAAUAACAAUACUACUAAUAAUACAAACAACGCAAAUAAAUCUUUAACAACUCGUGUAACAACAUCAACUGUUAAAUCCAAUCGACACGCAUUUAAAGAUGAAAAGAUUGAAUCUCAUACUGAUAAAAAUGGUGUUUGUUAUCGGGUCGGAGAUCAUGUUUAUUUGGAAACAAAUAAACAAGCAGAACCAUAUUCAAUAGCUAGCAUUCUUGAUUUUCGUUUAACAAGAAAAGAUCAUGUUAUGCUUGAAGUACGUUGGUAUUAUCGUCCUGCUGAAAUACCCCCAAAUCUUUAUCAUCUUCUUAUUGAAGAUCGUUAUCAUGAAAAUCAGGGUAACAAUCAAACAUCAUCAAUUAAAGAUAAACAAGCAAAAGAUUCUGGUAUAAUUCAAGAUCCAAAUAUUAUUGGUCGUGAAUUAUUCGUAUCGGAAAUCAAAGAAUUCUAUCCGGCCGUACACAUCAAAGGCCGGUGCCGUGUCGCUCACUAUCAAGAUAUUGAAGAAGCUCGUGCAUUUAAACCCGAUCCGGAUACAUUCUUUUAUAUUCUAACAUACAAUCCUGAAGCGCGCAGACUGGCGAACACGCAAGGUGAAAUACGUGUUGGCCCAUCACAUCAAGCCAAACUACCGCUUUUGAAAUCAUAUUCAUCAUCGUCAUUAACAAACGGUAUUAAUGAUGAUAUAUGUUUAUUGCGUGAAGAAUUAUUAUGGAAAAAUAAAACAUCCGAUAUUGAUUUAUCCAUGUAUUUACAAGCGGCACGAUCAAUCGCAGCUUUUGCCGGAAUGUGUGACAGAGGUUUACCAGAAGAUAUGUAUGAAGUAGCGCAACGGGAUGAUACCACAAUAAAUGCAUUAACUGUUUUACAUAAUCAUGAUUAUGAUUGUAAACGUGCUAUACAGGCACUUGUUAAAUGUCCCAUACCAAAAGGUAUUGAUAGAAAAUGGUCAGAUGAUGAUCAAAAGAAAUUUAUCAAAGGUUUAAGACAAUAUGGAAAAAACUUUUAUCGUAUACGUAAAGAACAUUUACCACAUAAAGAAACAUCAGAUCUUGUUGAAUUUUACUAUUUAUGGAAAAAAACUCCACAGGCACAAUCGAGUCGUCCUCGCCGUCGACAACGUCCAUGUUCAACAUCAGCUAAUCUAUCGACAACACCAACACCGGCUAAACAACGUAAUACAAAAAAUAAUAAUAAAGAUGAAUCUGAACAUAAUUCUGAUAAUGAUGAUAAUGCAACAACAGAUAGUGAUGAACAAUUUUGUCGUCAUUGUCAAACAGUUUCUAAAGAUUUACAACCAGGUGGACGUGAUAGUCAACAAUUAUGUUAUGAUUGUAGAAUGUAUUAUAAAAAAUAUGGUGAAAUGCCAAUUAUAAAUCAAGAACCACCACCAUAUUUAUUUAAACCUUUAAAUGAAACAAGUCCAAGUAGUAGUAGUAAACGAAAACGAAACAAAUAUAAACAAUCAUCGUCACCCUCAUUGAUACCUCCACCAUCUACAUCAACGUCAACAAAUGACAAGUCCGAUGAAAAUAAUUCAUCAAUAAAAACUUCAUCAACACGCUCAAAAAAGAAAACUCGUAUUAAUGAACAAACAUCAUCGAUAAAACAUGAAGGAGAAGAAGAAGAAAAUGUUAAAGAUGAAUCAACAACAACUACUGAGAUUAAAAUAGAAGAACAAGAAAAUGAAAAGCCAUUAAUAGAAUCAUCAGAUUCAAUGCUUUCUACAACAACAUCAGGUUUUCUGAUUAAAACUGAAGAAUUAUCAUCAUCAACUCUUUCUCAACCAUUACCACCUUUAAUAACGAAUUCAACAGUAUGUAAACAAGAAAUGAAUUCUCCAUCAGCAAUGCUUUCAAAUGGUGCUGCAAAAAUAACAAAUAAAAUUCUUAUUGAUCAUACAAAACAAACAAAUUCAAAUUCAAAUUUUAUUUUAUCACCAUCCUCAGCCAUUAAAUCUGAACAAAUAUAUACACAUGAAAAUUCAUCAUCUCUUCAUCCUAAUUUAUUACAGUCAUCAUUAUUAUCUUCACCUCGUUCAGCAUUUUCACGUACAUCAAAAACAUCUAUUCAUAGUCCUGAUCAACGACGAAUACCGAAAGAUGAAGAAUUCGAGUCACCAUCAUCACAACGAUCACAAUCACAUUCAAAUAGUCUAAAUCACACACCAAAAUCGACUUCUAUUCAUCCAACUAUUCUUAGCGGUGAUGUAACUCCAUCAUCUCUGAAUUUAGCAACAUUGCCGCCGCCACUUAUACAAUCAUCAUUGAAUGAAUCAAAAGAUAACGAUUCAUUAACAACUGAUAUUACUGAUGAUGGAAAUAUAUCAGAUAGUUCCAUGAAUGGUAAUCAUGAAAUCAAUAAUGACGAUGGACCACCACCAUUAGCUUGUGAACGAGAAUGUUAUAAUAAACCACAAGGUAUUGUUUUACUGAAAGUUUACGAUCGAUCCAUAUCACAAAACUCUUGUGCACGUACCGAUAUUAUACUAAAACGUGGUUCACGCGCACCUCCUCCUAAACCACAAUCACAACAGCAACCAACACAACAAAAAACAUCAUCAAGUCAUAAUAGUAAUGAACACCAACACCAUCAUCACCACCAUCAUCAACAACAACAGCAACAGCAACAGCAGCAGCAGCAGCAGCAGCAGCAGCAACAACAACAACAACAACAACAACAACAACAACAACAACAACAGCAGCAACAGCAACACUCACAAGAACUACCACCAAUACCUUUAGUACCGUCGUCGGCAGCUAUGAUGAUGAUGGGAAUUAAGCAAGAAGAUAGGAACUUAUCUAAAUUAUCCUUUUCUCUGGAUAAAGGACCACCAUUACUUCAUUCGUCAGGUCCGCCGCCGUCAUUUCCAUCGCUUAAUCCUCAUCAUGAUCCGUUAUUAAUGAAUCGUAAUAGUUCUUUAUUUCAUCCAUUGCCAUUACAUGCUCUUCCCGGUGGGCCUAAACAACCGGGAACCGGCUCUAGUGGACCACCGCCAUUGAAUUUUCCGUCGCCAUUUGGUCCAUCACUACAUGAUAACUCUGCAUUACGUCAUUUCGAUCCAUUAAAUUUUCGUUUAAUGAAUCCUGCAGCUGCUGCUCAAUUAUUUGCUGCUCAAUCACAUUACAAUAAUAAUGUUGGACGUCCAAAUCCUGCCAGUUAUGAUCCUGCUACAGCAGCUCUUUUACUUGAUCCUCGUUAUCGUAGUAUGAUGUCACAAUUUGGUUCACCAUCACAAUCGUCAGCUGUAUUACCUUCACCAUCAAGUAGUACAUCAGCAUCCGCUAAUGCUGCUGCUGCAGCUGCUGCCGCCGCCAAUAACACACAUAACCAUUCUCAUAUUCAUUCUCAUUCACAUACACAUCUUCACUUGGGUAAUAAUAAUGAUCCAUCGUCAUUAUUAUCAAAUAAUUCAGGUGGACCUGGAUUACCUCCACCGCCACCACCGCCGCCACCACCACCACCUCCAUCAAUGAUGCCAUUUGGUAAUCCUCUUUCAAAUUUAUCUCAUGGUGGACCAUUAUUACAUCAAGGUGGACCACCUCCAUCAUCCAUGUCAAGUCUUGAAGCUAUGCAUAAUUUAUCACGCGAACGUGAAUUAAUGGCAUAUAUGUUAGCUAAUGGUGCACGUUUCGAUUCAAUGGCAUUAGCGCUUGCUACGAAUCCACUUCAAAUGGCACGUCAUGAAGAUCUCUCUCGAAUGAAUGCUCGCGACAGAUCAAUACGUGAACAUAAUGAAAAUGAAUUUCGUCGUUUAAGUUUAGAUGUUGAAAGGCAACAACAACUUCGAUUUCCAUUUCAUCAUCAAUCUGAUGAGCUAGUUCGGUCUCUUUCUAGACGAUUCUAA